This is a messenger RNA of Pimephales promelas (fathead minnow), 2528 nucleotides long. Its product is annotated as occludin. The record is from RefSeq and is a predicted model, not a curated record. Gene Ontology annotation, cellular component: bicellular tight junction; membrane; transcription elongation factor complex. Gene Ontology annotation, biological process: bicellular tight junction assembly; snRNA transcription by RNA polymerase II; positive regulation of transcription elongation by RNA polymerase II. NCBI's taxonomy places the organism in Eukaryota, Metazoa, Chordata, Actinopteri, Cypriniformes, Leuciscidae. Gene Ontology annotation, molecular function: cis-regulatory region sequence-specific DNA binding.
AUCGAGUAAACUUCUUGUUCUCAAGGAAGUUUAUUUUCACAGUCGUUCAUGCAUUUCCACCCAGAUCUUUUUCAGGGCGCUCAGGACUGGUGGUGAGUCCAAACAAUCAGACCUCUGAUACAGAGAGACCAAUAAAGAUGUGCUUUACUGCAUGCAGGCGCAGGUGGACCAGAGAGAUUUAACUGAGAGAGCCGAACUCUCGACCAACACCUUUACUUUCACCUGCUGAACUUUUUUUUUUUUUUUUUUUUUUUUAAAUAUAUUAUAGACGUCGACGUCCUCAACAGCAGCUAAAAACUGAUUUUGAAGAAUAAUCUGGGAUAAUAAAUAAUAUCUUCAUCAGAAGACAGAUUCAAAAAGCAAGUCAUUGGUCAUCAUUGAGAGAUGUUUGUGAAACAACCCUACGAUAGUCCCCCGAUGUACACUCCCCCUUCCAAUGGCUUUGGGCCUCCGGGUAGCUUCCAUGACCAACGGAGUGAAUUUGAUCCCUACCCUCCACCUCCAGGAUCCUACUAUAUUGGCGAGGAGGUACCACAGCAUUUCUACAAGUGGUUCUCCCCUCCAGGAAUUGUAAAGAUUAUGAUGGGGAUAGUUGUAAUCCUCUGUCUGGGAAUCUUCGCCUGCGUGGCGUCGACUCUGGUUUGGGACAUGCAGUACGGAUUAGGUUACGGAUCUGGAUAUGGAAGUGGCUACGGAUACGGAGGCUACGGAUAUGGAAGCGGUGGAUAUGGAAGCGGUGGAUAUGGAAGUGGUGGAUAUGGAAGUGGUGGAUAUGGUUACGGGAGCUACAAUUCUUACCCGACCCCUUACUCGGCAAAGACCAGCAUGAUCGCCAUCGCUGCCAUAAACUUCAUCAUCGCUUUGGGAUUCUUUGCAGCCAGCUUCUCCAAAACAAACACGUUCCGGAGCAGGAAGUUCUAUCUGGUGGUGCUUAUUGUCGGUUCCAUAAUGGCAGGUAUUCAGGGCAUUAUAAACAUUGUGUACAUUGUAGGAGUGAACCCAAUGGCCCAAAGCUCCACCAGCUCAUACUACAACCCCAUGAUUAUGAUGUGUCAGAACCUCUACGGAAGCAGUGUGACAGGAAUGGGGGCCGGCUUUCCUGUCUAUAACCAGUACUUGUACCACUACUGCUACGUGGACCCUCAGGAGGCAGUUGCAAUGGUUUGUGGGUUCAUGGUUAUGUUGGCACUGGCUGUGGCAGCCUUCUUCUCCUAUAGAACCAGAAGUAAAAUCUGGCGCUACGGGAAGCCAAACAUCUACUGGGACCGGCCACUGAUAGUAGGAACCGAGGGCAGAGAUGUGGAGGAUUGGGUCAACCGUGUACAGGAUGGACAGAGCGUGCGGGAGGCGUCCAUGGUGUUUUCAGAGAAGAUGACUCCUGUUCUGGUGUCCGCCCCCAGUGUCGGCUCCAUCCCCUUAAAGUCUGGCAGUGUCUUUAGCUCUGAGACCCACAAUAUUAUCGGUUACCCUGAGCGCUCUUUCAGCCACCCAUCUCACUCUACAUCCCCGUCAGGAGAAGUGAGCUCCAGCCCUUCCGACCAGACCGACCCCAUCCGCAAACCGUCCGCCUCCAGGGGCAAGAGACGCAGGAGGAACCCUGAGCUGGACGAGUCCCAGUAUGAGACCGAGUACACGACGGGAGGAGAGAUGGCCAACGAUUUUGAUGAGGAUCUAUGGGCACGUCUGUAUCCAGAGAUCACGUCUGAUGCCCAACGACACGAGUAUAAGAAAGAGUUUGACUCGGACCUCAGGACCUAUAAGGAACUGUGUGCUGAAAUGGAUGACAUCAGCGAUCAGAUAAACAAGCUCAGCAGAGAGCUGGACACACUUGAUGAGGGAACGUCCAAGUACGAGGCUGUAGCAGAGGAAUAUAAUCGUCUGAAAGACCUAAAACGGAUGCCAGAUUAUCAAAACAAGAAGCACCAAUGUCGCAAACUGCGCCACAAGCUUUUCCAUAUUAAACGAAUAGUUAAGAUCUACGACCGCGGUCAGUAAUAAGCUACCAAUGCUCUCCUUUUCCCUCAUUUUUGCAUUUAAUUAAUCAUGGGCGGCCAUGACGAAGCCUUUAAAUGACUGUGUGACCAAAGCUGCCCGAAUCCUAAACUGCUGUAACAUUGGCUUCACCCGGUGCUUAUGAUUAACCUGAGCCCUAAAGAUGGUUGCCUUGGAAACGAGGUCCUUUCAAAGUCUCUCCAUUUCCUGGAACAUGUUCUUUCACUGGAAACAUCUGCUUGAUUUCAUAUAGCCUGUAAAAUGCCAUAAAGCAAUGAGAUGUUGUCAUUCUGUUGUUUGUGUGCGAGUUGGGUGUGGUUGUGAGUUCUAACCUCGAGGUCAGCUGAUUGCAGCGGUGCAUGAGUUUGUUGCAAAAGAAAUGUACUUUGGACAAUCCUUUCCGACUGAGUAAUUUAAACCUGCAUUGACACUAAUUCAGUAAGUGUCCUUGUGUAUGACUGUAGGUGAGUUAAAGGGAUAGUUCACUUUGAAUUUAAUUUUUGGUAUCUUUUAGCUUACCUCAAGGGCAUCCAAGA